AUGGCAUCGGCUCAAGAUGAUGACAUGUAUCUCUUCCAGAAUGCCCUCGGCCAAACCCCAGCAUUUGCUGGUCAAGACUUCGACGCAUUUCUGGAAACUCCACUCCCAGACCUCGACCAGACAACCUCGCCUCCGGGCUUCCUCAACCCGAAUGACUUAACGAUAAAGCGGGAAGUGGACUCUUUCAGUCCGCUUCCUCACAAUGAUGCGUUUGCGCGCACAUCUAGAGGGUCUGCCUCAGGGUCUAGCAGCUCCUCUUCCGAAGACCCUGCGGACCGUACACGCCACAUGUCCGCAGCUUCAACAGCCUCCCCUCCAGCGCACGAAGUGGUACAGAGCAACUGGGGAAGCGGGAUAAAUGGGUUUUCAAUAUCUUCAGAUGACAAUCUAUUUGAGGACACCGCUAUGGCCGGCCUGGAUCAAGAUUUCGAGGCAAGUAAUCAGCAGAUGGCUUCCGAUUUCGACUUCGAUACGGCUGCUAGCACACCUAGCGGAUUUGACCCGGCGGACAAGCGCAAUAAGAUCAAACGUACGAUAAUGAAUCAACCCUUCAACCGACAAGUCGAUUUUUCCAAGUUUGGAAAGCAGGCUCCGACCGCACAACUACCGAAUGGGCAACCUCAGUUCUUCUUUGCCGGAUCCAGGGAGGCCUCACCUUUGAAUGCAAUGCUGCCCUCUGCGCAGGGACAGUCCCCAUGGAGCAAGCACUCUCCAUCCUCUGGUUUGGAGGAAACCUUCAACCACAUCACCAUGAAUGGCGAUUCACCUGGUAACGCGACAUUCUCACCUAAUCUCCAGUUUUCGUCUACCGGAUUCAGUUUUGAUGCGGACUCAAGUGCAACCCCUUCUACUUUCACUAAAGAUAUCUCUUCUCCACCAUCCACGGUCAAUUCUACCGAAGGAUCACCAACCCUGAUAGUACAUCCAACCUCGCUCAAAUCCCGUGUUGAAACUCAGAUACCGAUUAAGAUGACACUCUCGCCACUUCCACCUGGCGUCAAGAAACUAAGGCUCCCAAGACACACAGUAUCCAAGCCCAAGUUCCUCGCCAAACCAGAGGUCCCGCGGUCGUCAGAGAUUUUGGAGCUGCAUACGUCGUUGGUUUGCACAAGCGCCAUGCAAGACAGGGUGAAGUUGCAACGGGCAUUGGCACGCGCGAGGGGCGAAGACCCAGGUCCUUAUGCUCGAUCGAGUCCUGCUUCCGUCGAAUCAAGCACCUCGAAAGAUGAUGAGGAUAAGCCUUUGAAUGGCGGUGAGGUUCGCAUUUGUGCGGGAUGCAUACAGCGGGAGAGGAAAAGGGCCUCGAGGAAGAAGCAGAAGAAGCCUGAGGAAGAAGAGCUUUUCCAGAGAGAUGAGGAAAGGAGAGUGGUCGUUUUCAACACCAAUGAAAUAAAAGAAUGGGUUGAGGCUCCUCGUGAGACCAGCGGCAGCGAAGCCCAAAAUGCGUCUUCUUCAGCCGCGGUGCAAGUGGAGCUACCGAUGCGGAUUGCCUGCUAUUGUCGGCACCAAAACGAGAAAAUGGGCUUCCAAGUGAUAUUCACAAUCAAGGACUGUCGAGAUAAAGUCAUCGCUCAGGCCAUGACCAACGCUAUCAUGAUCACAGAUGAUCACAAAACUCACAAUCCACCAGCGGUCAUCCCGAAUCAACAGGCACCUUUGCCAACUCCGGGACCACAGUUACCAGGAGCAGGCGUCUUCUCCAGUACUGAUCACGAGGUGCAGCCUCAGACACAGGUCAUCAAUGCCAAAAUGUCUAGGCAGGCGUAUUCCAUGACUGAUCUGCAUGCGUUACAGCAGACUUUCACCCCCAAUUUCCCCCUGGCCCCAGCGAACACACCAUAUGCCAUUCCGGCGACUGCCUCAAGCCAGGCACUGGCCAAUUUCGCACCACGAAAUCUUUCCAGACCUGCCUCCCCGAGUGGUCCGUCAGGUCCGACUUCAAAGAGAAGGAAACAAAGUGGUUCCGGAAAGUUGCCAUCUGGCUUGACAAUGACUCGUCUCGACACAUCGCAGGUACUCCCCGGGGCUUCCACUAUGCCUAAUACUGCCGCGUCGUCUCCGUACGCUCCAAAUAUGGCAUCGUACAUCGGACCGAACGAUCGCGCAUUUGCGAUGCCUGCUACCCGGCCUGCACCUUACGGCAAUAGUCCUCCAACACCCAAUGGAGUUGAACCUUCAUUCGCUGCCAAUAUCAACCGCUCUGUGAGUCACGAAAAUCUCCCGCGGCAAGUAAUGAUAUCAGCGCCACCCUCCCGUCAGCCAAGCAGACCUGGUAGUCCCGGCUCUGCUAGGAACAGCUUUGGAGCUGCCGAUGCCGCCUUCGGUCAAGCGGUUAGCAACCAAUUAAUGGCACAACCUGCUCGACGGCCACCGCCGCUGAUCCACAAAUUGGUACCCGCCGAAGGAUCUGUGACAGGAGGCACGGAAGUCACCUUGCUGGGCAAUGGCUUCUACCAAGGCCUCGAGGUCAUGUUCGGCGAUACUGAGGCCACGACCACGACAUUUUGGGGAGAAAAAUGUCUGAACUGCAUUGCACCUCCAGCUCUUCAGCCAGGCGUUGUCCCCGUUGUAUUUAAGCACGAUCACCCACAAUACUCACCAGUGCCACAACAAUCCCAGACCCGGCCAUCCCUCUUUACUUAUGUGGAUGAUAGGGAAUUGGAGAUGUUCCGCCUAGCACUACGUACCCUUGGUAAGCAGCUACAACAUCCAACGGAUGAUCCAUACUCGGCCGCCCAGCAGCUUCUGCAAGGACAGCCUCAUUCUAUGUGGCUCGCACACGGGAGCUAUGGACUAGGUGGAGGACAUCAGCGCAUGCACGGACACAUGGCUGGAGGUCCGAUGGAUACGCUCGAGUUAGAAGCUAUGAUGUUACAGGUACUGGAGCAAAUGGACUCCCAAAGGCUAUUUAGAGCCCCCAAGUUUGAUUUGUGUCGUCCAUCUGGUCUCACCUUGCUGCAUUUGGCAGCUUCGUUGGGCCUUACGCGAUUCGUUGCUGGACUGCUCUCGAGGGGAGCAGAUCCCAAUAUAGUCGACAAUAACGGCCACACACCGAUGCAUCAUGCUGCCAUGAACGGCCAUACGCAUGUGAUACAUCGACUGCGCUUGACGGGGGCUAACCACAAAGCCCGCAGUAUCCGCCAUUUUACGCCUGCUGACCUGGCGACAUCAUUACUUGCCUACCAGGCCACAAUAUCGCCCAUGGAACACUAUCGGUCACGGAGUGCUGGAGGGACACCGAUGCGACUGCAUAGUCGUAGCUCCUCCUCUCUUCGCUCAUUCUGGGAGAAUGCCUCGAGCCAUUAUGCCACUUCUGAUACGGACGGCUCAGACGUUUCGGACGAUUUUGACGACGAGACGCCGACCAGAGUCACUUCCGAGGAACCGGAUCUUUCGCAGGUGCUCGGGCAGAGAAAUCGCAAGCAAGCCGUUAGUGUGCCUCCAUCCCGAAGGGGUAGCAUGCCACCGACGACGUCUCAAGCAUCAAGUUUCCCCCCAGAGAAUGUCCCAAGUGCAGCACCGGCAAUGGCUCCAUCAGCGUUCAUGCUCGCGUGGAGAGAUCAUCUGGUAGCUCAACUACAACAAUUCAAUGAGAACGCCCAAUCAGUUAUGCCUAGUCUCGCCAACCUGAAUGGCCCUCUCGCAGCUAUCCAGGAGUAUCAGGCAUAUCCUAUGAUGCGCCGUGUAAGCGCUCUUUUCCCUCAACGUUCAGGUUCCAGACAGCUGCAACCAGGCCAGCGUGAAGGCUGGUGGGAGACUUUGACGGGCAGAUCAUCCCCUUCUGCUCCAUCUUCGCCUCCGGCCUAUAGCGAUCUAUAUCCAGAAGCAAAAGAAGGGACGGAUCAGGACUGGAGCAUUAAAAAGGCAUCCACUCUGCAAGCCGUAACCGAUGCUGCAGCAGACCUCCAGUUUGAGCAGCAAACCGCCAGUGAAAACGCCGAAGGGAGUACCACCUCUGGGAAUGCUACUGCCUUGAUAAGGAAGCCGAUCGAAAAAGUCGAGCUGAGCCGGGAUCGGAAAUUGUUCUUCUUCUGGAUCCCAUUACUUGCAAUCGUUCUAGCAUUGAUGAUUCGCAACUCUGGCAUUACCGAUAUUUUUGCCUUUUCUAGUAGCCGGACACAGCCUCUUGCCAAUCAAGAGGCGGUGUCGUCGCUGUUCCUGGGUCGCCAAUCGGAUACCAAGAUCCGAGCCGCCCUUCGGCUACUGAAUCAAAGAUCGAAAAGUGCGCAAUUUGGAGCUUGUACCUUUUCGACCAUUCAAGCUUUUCUCCCACGUGGACGUCCUGAUUCGACGACUGCAGUUCACGAUCCAUGGGACCGGCACACGACUUCGACGAGUGAAUCUCAUCGCUACGACUACUCAGGCAAUGUCUGUUGCCCGAAAUACACCUCGUCCACCGCCCUACCCGUACACGUUGGCCGUGUUAAAGUCUCCGUUACGGCAGCCUCGAACCCCUCUCCCGACACCCGAGUGCGUCCCGAGGAUUGUGUCGCCAUGGACAGUACUUUGGAAUACGAGAAGAAGCAUGUGCACGAAGUGUACGAGGAUAUAGCGAGUCAUUUCUCGUCCACACGAUACAAGCCGUGGCCUGUAGUCGACCAGUUUCUCCGACGUCUGCCCCCUGGGUCUGUCGGUCUUGACGUGGGCUGUGGAAAUGGGAAGAACUUGACUGUAAACAAGGAUGUCUUCAUUAUUGCUUCGGAUAGGUCAAACGCCCUGGUAGAGAUCGCCCACCGCCGUCCACCGCAUAGUGCCAUCGUCGCAGACACCCUUAGCCUUCCACAUCCAAGUGAUUUGUUCGAUUUCGCAAUCUCCAUCGCGGUUAUACACCACCUAUCUUCCAACGCACGACGGGUUCAGGCUAUCAGAGAAAUCUUGCAGACCUUAAGACCACCUUCCAAAUCUCAUCGAGGGGGCGGAGAAAGAGAAGGGGGAGGCCAGGCAUUGAUAUUCGUUUGGGCACUGGAGCAGAAAGGUAGCCGACGGGGUUGGGACCGCGGCCACGAGCAGGACGUGCUUGUACCCUGGGUUCUCAAGCCGGAUGUCGCCUCCAAAUCCAAAUCGGAGGCUCAAAUGCCCGAUCCACCCAUCUCAGUAACAUACCAUCGAUACUAUCAUCUGUAUCGGGAUGGCGAGUUGCAAGAGGACGCCAUUGCUGCCGGCGCAAGGGUAGUCGAGUCUGGUUAUGAUCGAGACAACUGGUGGAUCAUCCUCUCCCGACAAGACUGA
Messenger RNA from Fonsecaea monophora, 5229 nucleotides. RefSeq lists its product as hypothetical. The transcript has 5 exons. Gene Ontology annotation, biological process: tRNA wobble uridine modification. Bases 1 to 5229 code for a protein of 1742 amino acids. Gene Ontology annotation, cellular component: cytoplasm; nucleus. Gene Ontology annotation, molecular function: S-adenosylmethionine-dependent methyltransferase activity; tRNA binding; protein binding. The record is from RefSeq and is a predicted model, not a curated record. NCBI's taxonomy places the organism in Eukaryota, Fungi, Ascomycota, Eurotiomycetes, Chaetothyriales, Herpotrichiellaceae.